UACAAAACACCCCAUCCCAUGCCAGGAGCUGCAUAUCCACAGCUGGCUCCCUCUGCUCACCCGCCCAGCCAUGGACAUCUCCCUGCAUGCCACGCUUGUGCUUGUACUCUGUGGCUGCCUGCAGGGUGCAUGGGGCCAGGCCAAGAUCACCGUCAGCAAUGGAGGGAAAUGGGGGACGUGGGGCCCAGAACAGUCCUGCCCCAAAGGCAGCUUUGCCGAUGGGUUCGCCAUUAAGGUACAGACACCCCAGCUCACUGGGGAUGACACAGCACUGAAUGGGAUCCGGCUGUCCUGCUCCGAUGGCACCACCAUCCAGUCCAACGUGGGGCCUUGGGGCCACUGGAGUCAGAUGAAGAAAUGCCCCCCGGGGAAGCGGCUGACUCAGUUCCGCCUGCGGGUGGAGAAGUGCCAGGGUCUCAAGGAUGACACAGCAGCCAACAACAUCAAGUUUUACUGCACGGAUGGGACGGAGCUGCAGGGGGCUGGGCGGUGCUGGGGAACGUGGGGUCCCCAGAGCCUCUCCUGUGGCCAGAAUGGCAUCUGCUCCAUGGCCAGCAGGGAAGAGGCCCCCCAGGAGAAAGGUGACAACACGGCACUGAACGACGUCUACUUCAAAUGCUGCAGCGAGACCCCUACUUUCCAGUCCACCCAGGGCACCACUCCCAGUUCCACCACCACAGCCCCACAACUACAAUAAUUUAGCUGGGCUCAUUGGGCCAGCCCAGCCCUGUGUGUGGCCCCCUUUGCCCCCCAUAAAGCAUUUGUUCUGGUCCUGA
Messenger RNA from Pelodiscus sinensis (Chinese soft-shelled turtle), 776 nucleotides. It is a transcript of the gene VMO1, whose product is annotated as vitelline membrane outer layer 1 homolog. The record is from RefSeq and is a predicted model, not a curated record. Lineage: Eukaryota; Metazoa; Chordata; Testudines; Trionychidae.